AUGGCCGACGAGCAGAAACCCGUCGCACAAGCGUCCUUGAUCCCCACCGAGCAGUUGAUUACGCCGUGGGAUGUCAAUGGAGCCGUGGUAGACGGUAAGGAGCAAGCCGUCGACUACGAUAAGUUGAUCGAGCAAUUUGGCACGAAGCGAAUUGAUGCCGAAUUGCUUGUGAGGUUCGAGGCUGUUACGGGACAUAAACCUCAUCGAUUCCUUCGUCGCGGAAUCUUCUUCUCGCAUCGUGAUUUGAAGAAUAUCUUGGACCGCAAGGAGGCUGGAAAGCCUUUCUUUCUGUAUACUGGCCGUGGACCGAGUAGUGCGUCGAUGCACUUGGGACACAUGAUUCCUUUCAUGUUUUGCAAAUGGUUGCAGGAUGUCUUUGAUGUUCCUCUCGUUAUCCAGCUUACCGACGACGAGAAAUUCCUGUUCAAGCCUUCGCUUACGUUGGAGCAAGCCCACAAGUUCGCGUUUGAUAAUGCGAAGGAUAUCAUCGCCGUCGGCUUCGACCCCAGAAAGACGUUUAUUUUCUCGAAUUUGGAUUAUGUUGGUGGAGCCUUCUACCACAACGUCGUCAGAAUCGCGCGUUCGAUCACGAUGAACCAGUCAAAAGCAACAUUCGGAUUCAACGACUCCGACAACAUCGGAAAAUUGCACUUCGUCUCCAUCCAAGCCGCACCAUCCUUCUCCAACUCUUUCCCCCAGAUUUUCGGUGGGAAGAAGGAUAUUCCUUGUCUCAUCCCCUGUGCAAUCGAUCAAGACCCGUACUUCCGUCUUACGCGUGAUGUCGCAGUCAAGCUUAAGUACCCCAAACCCGCGCUCCUCCAUGCAAAAUUCUUCCCGGCCCUCCAGGGCUCACAAACAAAGAUGUCCGCCUCCGUCGACACCUCCGCGAUCUUCAUGUCCGACACUGACGCGCAAAUCAAAAACAAAAUCAACAAGUACGCUUUCUCGGGUGGGCAGACGACACUUGAGGAACAGCGUCGUUUGGGCGGAAACCCGGAUGUUGAUGUUUCGUUUCAGUAUUUGUCGUUUUUCUUUGAUGAUGAUGAAGAGUUGGAGCGUAUUCGGGUUGCGUAUCGGGGUGGGGAGUUGAUGACGGGUGAGCUGAAAAAGAUGUGUAUUGAGUGUUUGCAGGGGAUGGUUGGUGAGUUUAGGGAGAAGAAGAAGGCUGUUACGGAUGAUUUGGUCAAGACUUUUAUGGAUGGGACGAGGCCUUUGGAGUGGGGUAAUAAGCAGUAA
This is a messenger RNA of Saitoella complicata NRRL Y-17804, 1236 nucleotides long. RefSeq names its product tryptophanyl-tRNA synthetase. The transcript is spliced from 2 exons. Lineage: Eukaryota; Fungi; Ascomycota; Saitoellomycetes; Saitoellales; Saitoellaceae. Gene Ontology annotation, cellular component: cytoplasm. Gene Ontology annotation, molecular function: tryptophan-tRNA ligase activity; ATP binding. Gene Ontology annotation, biological process: tryptophanyl-tRNA aminoacylation. The record is from RefSeq and is a predicted model, not a curated record. Bases 1 to 1236 code for a protein of 411 amino acids.